AUGGCAUGUACUUCACUUACUACGCAGCAGUUUAUGAAGUCAAUUAUUAGAAGGCGACAGGAAAAGCAAAAAAUGGAAGUGGAAAUGUUUUUAAGAAACAAAAAUCGAGCAACGAAGCGGGUUUUAUUAGAAAUUGACGAUGAGCAAGAAAUGUUGGGGGCGAUUGGUUUGUGUUCUGUGGUAGCAAGAAAGAAACCUAGAAAGUUACGAGAUCAAGAUGAAGCAAGAGAUACUUCGUGGUGGGAACAUGGAUACAAAAAUUGGAGUGAUGCUGCGUUCAAAAAGCGCCUACGAAUAAAUAGAGAUACAUUUCAUUUUUUGCUGGGAGAUAUAAGAAGCAAACUUGUAAGAACUCCCACUCGUUUCAAACCGCGUCCUAUUCCCCCGCACACUAGGCUAGCAAUUUGUCUAUACAGGCUGGCGCAUGGGUGUACCUUCAGUACCCUAGGAGACCUGUUUGGUGUAGCUGAAUCAACUGCUUCAGUCAUUUUUAAUGAAGUAUGCAAGAUAUUGGUUUCAACAUUUUAUGACAAAUAUGUUUAUUUGCCACGAAACCAGUCAGAGUGGAAAGAAGAACUCCGAAAUUUCCUCGAGAAUUGGGAAUUCCCAUGUGUUGGGGCAUGGGAUGGUUUCCAUGUUUACGUCAGCACAAAAUUAAAAAAUUACUUUAGCUUCAAGAAGCGUUACUCAGUCUCUUCCAUGGGAUUUGUUGCUGCAGACAAGAGGUUUUAUUGGGCAGCUGUUGGGGCACCUGGAUCAACACAUGACUCAAGGUUACUCCGGAGCUGCACCCUAUUUCAUGAAAUUCAACAGGGACAUGUCUUUCCCAAGGCUUCUCUAAGAACAAAUGAUUAUGGAGAUAUACCCAUCACAACAGUGGGUGAUUCAGCUUUUCCACGUUACCCCUGGCUGAUGAAGCCAUAUAAUGAAAAUACAAGAGAUCCUAUUAAACGCUAUUUUAACAAAAGACUAUGUUCAGCUCGGGUUGUUACAGAACAUGCCUACGGAAUGCUUAAGGGACGAUGGAGAAAAGCUUUUAGAGAGAAGUAG
Dendronephthya gigantea is the source of this 1050-nucleotide messenger RNA. Its product is annotated as protein ALP1-like. Bases 1 to 1050 code for a protein of 349 amino acids. The transcript is spliced from 2 exons. The record is from RefSeq and is a predicted model, not a curated record. Lineage: Eukaryota; Metazoa; Cnidaria; Anthozoa; Malacalcyonacea; Nephtheidae.